GUUCCUGUUCAUUUCUCAGAGAGAAGAGACGCAGCGACAGACAGACGCUUCAGAGAAAAAAUGGCUUCUAAAUCAGAGGAGGCUCUCUGCUGUCCGGUCUGUCAGGAGGUCUUCAGAGAUCCUGUUAUUCUGUUAUGUAGCCACAGCUUCUGUAAAGUCUGUCUGGAGAGCUGGUGGACAGAGAAACAAGCACCUGAGUGUCCAAUAUGUAAGACAAUGUCUUCAAUGGAAGAACCACCUUGUAACCUGGUGUUAAAGAACCUGUGUGAGGCCUUCUUACAGGAGAGAGAUCAGAGAGCUUCAGAGGCUCUCUGCAGUCUGCACUCUGAGAAACUCAAAGUCUUCUGUCUGGACCAUCAGCAGCCAGUGUGUCUCGUCUGCAGUGUUUCAGAAAAACACAGCAACCACAGAUUCAGACCCGUCGAUGAAGCUGCACGACAACACAAGAAGGAACUUCAGGAAACUCUGGAGCCCUUAAAGGAGAAGUUAAAGGUUUGUGAACAAGUUAAAGUGAAGUGUGAUCAAACAGCAGAACACAUGAAGGUCCAGGCCCGACACACAGAGAGGCAGAUUAAGGAGCAGUUUAAGAAGCUUCACCAGUUUCUAGAGGAGGAAGAGGAGGCCAGGAUGGCUGCACUGAGGGAGGAAGAGGAGCAGAAGAGUCAGAUGAUGAAGGAGAAGAUGGAGGCUCUGAGCAGAGAGAUAGCAGCUCUUUCAGACACAGUCAGAGCCACAGAGGAGGAGCUGAGAGCUGAAGACGUCUCAUUCCUGCUCAACUACAAGGCUAUGGUAAGACGACAAACUAAAAGAGGCACCAAGAUCCAGACAGAAUGUUUUCCAUACCUGGGAAAUGAACUGAGGGCUACAGUCGGAGACGAUGUCGUCAGGAAGACCGUGGAGGCGGAAAACAUGCUGGACCAUGAGAUCAGCAUUCUCUUGGGCCGAGGGGAGCUUAGGGAGAGUGACAAAGUGGGCGGCCUUAGAGAAGCGGUCAACAACAGGGAGGAUGAUGGUGUUACCUUGGGAGAGAGGCAAGUUGGGAAUGACCAGGGACAGGCAGGGGACGCAGGAGCCCGGGCACAGGACGAUGGGAGGACUUGGAACGGGAACACGAAACAGUUUGUUCCUGUUCAGUUCUUAGAGAGAAGAGACGCAGCAACAGACAGACGCUUCAUCAGAGACAAAAUGGCUUCUAAAUCAGAGGAGGAACUCUGCUGUCCGGUCUGUCAUGAGGUCUUCAGAGAUCCUGUUGUUCUGUUAUGUAGCCACAGCUUCUGUAAAGUCUGUCUGGAGAGCUGGUGGAGACAGAAACAAGCACCUGAGUGUCCAAUAUGUAAGACAAUGUCUUCAAUGGAAGAACCACCUUGUAACCUGGUGUUGAAGAACCUGUGUGAGGCCGUCUUACAGGAGAGAGAUCAGAGAGCUUCAGAGGCUCUCUGCAGUCUGCACUCUGAGAAACUCAAAGUCUUCUGUCUGGACCAUCAGCAGCCAGUGUGUCUCGUCUGCAGUGUUUCAGAAAAACACAGCAACCACAGAUUCAGACCCGUCGAUGAAGCUGCACGACAACACAAGAAGGAACUUCAGGAAACUCUGGAGCCCUUAAAGGAGAAGUUAAAGGUUUGUGAACAAGUUAAAGUGAAGUGUGAUCAAACAGCAGAACACAUGAAGGUCCAGGCCCGACACACAGAGAGGCAGAUUAAGGAGCAGUUCAAGAAGCUUCACCAGUUUCUAGAGGAGGAAGAGGAGGCCAGGAUGGCUGCACUGAGGGAGGAAGAGGAGCAGAAGAGUCAGAUGAUGAAGGAGAAGAUGGAGGCUCUGAGCAGAGAGAUAGCAGCUCUUUCAGACACAGUCAGAGCCACAGAGGAGGAGCUGAGAGCUGAAGACGUCUCAUUCCUGCUCAACUACAAGGCUGCAGUGGAAAGAGUCCAGCAGCGCCCCCUGCUGGAUGAUCCACAGCUGCCCUCAGGAGCUCUGAUAGACCAGGCCAAACACCUGGGCAACCUGACCUUCAACAUCUGGAACAAGAUGAAGGACAUGGUCUCCUACACUCCUCUCAUUCUGGACCCAAACACUGCUUAUCCAUAUCUCAUCCUGUCUGAAGAUCUGACCAGUGUGAGAGGAGGAAACGAACAGCAGCUUCCUGACAAUCCAGAGAGGUUUGAUCAUUACUACUGUGUCCUGGGCUCUGAGGGCUUUAACUCAGGGACUCACAGCUGGGAUGUCGAGGUUGGAACCAGUACAGGCUGGACACUGGGUGUGUUAGCAGAGUCUGUCCAGAGGAAGGGAGACAACAAAGAGUCUGGAUUGUGGGGAAUAGAGUUGUCUGGAGGUAAAUACUCAGCACGGUCACCAUCAACACUCACUGCUCUCAAAGUCCGGAAGAAGCUCCAGAGGAUCAGAGUGAAUCUGGACUGGAACAGAGGAAAGCUGUUGUUCUCUGAUCCUGAUACUAACACAAACAUAAACACCUUCACACACACUUUCACUGAGAGGCUGUUUCCAUUGAUUAGCCCUGUGGGUGAAGUGAAGAUCUCAGCAGUGAAGGUCUGUGUGACAGUGGAACAGAGCAGUUAGAGAUAAAGAGGAUGAUUAUAUUCAUGAUGUUGUUGAUUUCUUAAAGGGAAAAGUCUCUGAAUUUAACCUGUUUAGUUGCACCUGUCCUCCUGCUGUCUCAUUAUUCCAAACACAUUUUAACAUUUAACCAAACACAUUUUAAAGACAUUAUUCCAAUCACUUUAUUUUCUUUCACUUGUUGUUUUUUAUUGGUUGUAUUUUCUGUUACUUGUUAUUUAGUUUGACAAUCAGCUUUUAGUUUCUGCUGUCUGCCUUUUCAUAUGUAAAAUGCUUUCACUGAGUUUCUUUAUGUUUUGCUUUGGUUUGUUUUUUAUCCACACUGUGCUGAAUAAAAAGGUUGUUCAUGUUUUAUUAUUGUGACUUGUGUGUGUGGAGCCAUGAAGAC
Messenger RNA from Micropterus dolomieu (smallmouth bass), 2959 nucleotides. RefSeq names its product E3 ubiquitin-protein ligase TRIM39-like. NCBI's taxonomy places the organism in Eukaryota, Metazoa, Chordata, Actinopteri, Centrarchiformes, Centrarchidae. The coding region runs from base 61 to 2574 and encodes 837 amino acids. The transcript is spliced from 6 exons. The record is from RefSeq and is a predicted model, not a curated record. Gene Ontology annotation, molecular function: protein binding; zinc ion binding.